Messenger RNA from Cervus elaphus (red deer), 1281 nucleotides. RefSeq lists its product as uncharacterized. The transcript has 4 exons. The coding region runs from base 88 to 1281 and encodes 397 amino acids. The record is from RefSeq and is a predicted model, not a curated record. NCBI's taxonomy places the organism in Eukaryota, Metazoa, Chordata, Mammalia, Artiodactyla, Cervidae.
CGGCGACCAGCUGGCGGCCUGUGUUCUACAGAAACCUUCCUCUUCCUCCCCUGAGUGAGGGUGAGGGGUGCAGCAGUGACCCCCUGGAUGUGGGAAUUAGAGCCAGAGAGCCGGAUCCAGCUGCACAGAGCCAGAAGCGGUUCCCCCGUGCGCUGCUGCUGCUGGGGACCCCGUCCUUUACCGCCUGCCUCACCUCUGUUUCACAGACUCCUGGACCCCCGUCCUUGCUGCCCAGGAGAUGCCGAGGAUGCAGGUUCGAUCCCUGGGUGGGGAAAAUCCCCUGGAGGAGGAGAUGGCAACCCACUCUUGCCUGGAGAAUCCCAUGGACAGAGGAGCCCAGCGGGCUACAGCCCAUGGGGGCGUGAAGAGUCGGACACGGCUGGGCACACACGGCACACGUAUGGAGGUGUCACAGGUGGGAGGAAGCCCGCCGUGGGCCCGUGUCCACAGAUGAAGAUGUUCUGGAGGCGCCGGUCAAUGUACGUGUCUAGGGCCCGAAGAAGCAGGGCCCCGACCCUGGGCACCCUCAGCCCACCUCCCACAGGCCCCACACCGGCCCUCCUCCCCCGGGGUAUACAGCUGGCAGGAGCCGGGAGCUCUGGAGUCUCCUGGAUCCCGUCCCUGCCCCUCCCCUCCCCUCCGGGGCUCCAGGGCCUAUCUGUCUGUCUGUUUCCUUUUCUGAUGGGAGUUCAAAACAACAACAAUAGCAACAACUCUGGGAACGAAGGCCACGCAGAAACAAAGCCAGCAGGCUCCGUCUCGUUGGCCCAGCGGGGCUGCGGGGUGCUGCCAGCCUUGCCUGUUCUGUCCAGCAAGGAGGGCGCAGCCUGGUGGACGGGGAAGGCCGCGGGGGCCAGAGCAGUAGGAGGUGGAGGCCGGCCCCGGUUAGAGUCAAGUCCUCCUUUGAGAGCCUCUGCAGACGUCCCCGGGCCUGGGGGCAGGGAUGGUGUAAUGAUCAUAAAACAACAUUUGCAUAGAGAUUUCGUGUACAAAGCGCUUUCUCAGGGGCGGGAAGCACGCUGGUGGCCCGCGGAAUCCGGGCUGGGAGGCCGCGGCCCCUGGUCGGGCCCGCCCGCCGCGGCCGGCUCGGGAUUGUGCUCCGGGCGAACAAAGCGCUAUUCAUUCAAAGAUUUCCGAUUCCCCCGGAUUUCUUCUCUCUCCCUGCUCUCGGGUGAAGAGCUCGCUCCUGCUUGUCACUCAGGCCGGAGGAGGGGUGUCAGCGGCCCCCGCAGGCGGGGGCCUGAUGGCAGGGAAACCGGGAGGCGGUGGGGCGUGGCCUGA